This is a messenger RNA of Pimephales promelas (fathead minnow), 1342 nucleotides long. Its product is annotated as C-type mannose receptor 2. The record is from RefSeq and is a predicted model, not a curated record. Lineage: Eukaryota; Metazoa; Chordata; Actinopteri; Cypriniformes; Leuciscidae.
AUGGACCAAACUCUAUAUUUGAUUCUUCUUCUCAUUGCUCUCUGCUCCGUAUCUGAAUGUGUUCAGCGUCGGUAUCACUUUAUAAACGUGAGGAAGACCUGGACUGAAGCUCAGAUAUUCUGCAGAGAGAAUUACACAGAUCUGGCCACCGUUGACAACAUGAACGACAUGAACGAGCUGAAGAAGAGUGUGCAUGAUAGAGGUGAUCAGUUUAUCUGGAUUGGGCUGCAGAGGAAAUGGCAGUGGUCUUCAGGUGGACCUGCGCUCUAUCUGAACUGGGAACGUACACAACCUGAUGGAAAAGAUGAGUGUGCUGUGAUGAAAAAUGGAAAAUGGCAUGAUAGGCCAUGUAGUAACAGGAGGAGUUUCAUCUGCAAUUCAUCUAACAACAUGAACACAGGACUCGUCUUUGUCAAUCAGAGGAAGAACUGGAGAGGCGCUCAGAGUUUCUGCAGACAGAGACACAUUGAUCUGGUCAGUGUGAGGAACCAGAAUGAGAGUCAACAGGUUCAGAAGUUCAUCAAUGAUAAUCACAGAUCUACUGAAGAGAUCUGGAUCGGUCUGUUCAGAGACUCAUGGCAGUGGUCAGAUCAGAGUAACUACUCAUUUACAUACUGGUAUACUGGUGAACCUAAUAAUGAUGGAGGAAAUGAAAACUGUACAGUGAUCAGACCAAACGCUCAGAGUCGAUGGUAUGACAUCUCUUGCAACCGUCAAUUUCCUUUUGUGUGUCACGAAGAUAAACUGAUUCUGAUCACUGAGACUCUGACGUGGACUGAAGCUCUGAGAUACUGCAGACAGAAUUAUACGGAUCUGGUCUCGGUUCAUUCAGUCCAGAUGCAGCGUCGUGUGAUGAAUGUGGUUAAACGUGCGUCUACUGAGGCGGUGUGGUUGGGUUUACGUCACUCCCGUAUUCUGGACAUCUGGUACUGGGUGAGCGGAGACACCGUGUGCUAUCAGAACUGGGCUUCAGGGAACGGCACAGACGAGGACUGUGAGCGUACAGUGAGAUUUGGAGCAGUUCAGACUGGAGGAGAUCAGCGCUGGAUCAGCCUUCCUGAACACGAUAAACUCAACUUCAUCUGCAGCAGAUAUUAGGAGUGAAGGAUGUUUGGGUUGUUCUUAUUCAAAUGUUUUUUAGCUGGCAAACAUCAUCAGAUAUUGUGCUUAUAAGUUCUAUAAUUUAAAAGAAUCACAUGAGUCUUUUUACUAUCAAUGUAAUUUUCUUUGGGCAUUUCAAAUACUAAUGUGCACUAUAUGUUUUAAAGACCCCAUCACAUCAAAAUGAGUUUUCAUCGGUGUGGCUUUUACAAAAAUGUAGAUUAUGAAUUUGUAUUUAUUC